ACAACAUGGCUGCCGAAAAUGAAAAAUUCCAGGGAACGUGAUACAAAUGUGCUGUUUAUGAAAAAUCGACACCGAUUUAGAGUUUGAAAAGUAUUUGAUCGUUACCUUGUCAAAGAUACUGCCAUGUCGUCCGAAACACAGAAGUUAAAUUGGUUGGGAAAUGACUAUUUUGUGUCCCUAAUGCUUGCGAAUGAACAUUCGCAUUCUGCUCUCGAAAUGUUGGUAGACGAUCUCCACACGGAUAAAGAGAGAACGAUCAGUCAAUUUCUUUGUCAUUCCGGCUCCGAAGACUUUCUAUGGGGACUCAUCAGACUCCUUGGAGACAGCAGUUCACGAGUUGCUGGAAACUCCGCUUACAUCAUUGGAACCUUAGCCGAGAGCGAGUUCGGGUGCUACAGGGUUCUCUCCCUCAUCACAACAAGUCAAAAGAAGACAGAUGGGCGUCGGGUGCUUGACGAUCUGACUAAGAUGCUGGCGUUUGAUGAUGCAGAAAGUGUUAUGAAUGCAGCAGGAACAAUUGGAACUUUGGCUGAGACGCAUGAAGGCCGCCAGUGGAUGAUGGGGGAAUCGUGCCUCAUUCAAAUGAUAGAUAACAUAACUCACUUAUUGAUUAACGACAACAUUUGGACAGCUAGUAAUGCAGCUCUUGUCCUAGCAAGGGUAACGAUAGCAGAGGAGGGCUGCUUCAAGUUGUUAGAACACAGCGAAUCACAGAGCAUUCUAUCUCAGUUGAUACAAUCGUUAGGGGUGGAUGAGGCUGGGCGGGGCAUGAAUGCUGCGUUUGCCAUUGGUCGUUUGUGUGACAUGGACAUUGGACGGACACGGUUAUUAGGAAUGCUCGAAUCUGAAAAAAUGAUCACAUCACUUGCUAAGAUGUUGUCAUGCAGUGAUUUAGGUGCUAGUAAAAAUGCAUGUUUUGCCAUAAGCUGUUUGGCGACGACGCCGGAGGGGCAUGCGCGCUUAUUAAACAAUAUCUAUGCCGACGAUGUGAUAAAGACGUUAGGGAAACUGCUGCCGUCUGAGGACAAUGAAACAGGAUGGUUUGCGGCAAUGACAUUACGUACGGUAGCUAGUCAGCCUAGAGGUUGUAUGAAGCUCAGGGAUAAUGGUGAAGUUGUGAAAGCAUUAAAGUUGAUUAUAGGAGACCAGAAAACAAACAGUGAUCUGAAAGAGGAAGCUAAAGCCACAUUAGAAAUACUCAAAAGACUAGAGAAACCUCUACCUCCUAAUAUUGAAGUGAAAGGGCCUCAUGUGGUGGAGGCAAGUUGGUCUGAAGUCACAACCCGGGGGAACUUCCCUGUCAGGUAUCAGCUUUAUGAAGGUGAAAAAGUAGUUUAUUAUGACCGUGAACCCCAUGCGACUGUAAAAGGCCUUCAGCCAUUUUCUCAAUAUUCAUUCAAAAUCCGUGCCAUAACCGAGGGAGACGAAAGCCCCCUGAGCGAGACGAUAACGAUCACGACGGAGGAAUCAGUACCUGGACCUCCGACCCACCUACGAAUGGCUGGCUCAACAACCACCCAACUCAAAGUAGUCUGGGAGCCCCCUGAUGUCCCCAAUGGUAUAUUGAAAGGGUAUUACGUUUAUCAGGGACGACAAUUGGUAGAAUCUACAUAUGAGUUGAGUUCAAUUAUAACGGGGCUCCAACCAAGUACAUCUUAUGAGAUUCAGGUCUGUGCUUCCACUGCUAAGGGCAAGGGGCCGAAGUCAAUUGUUUGUGGAACAACGUCAGAACUAGGUGCUCAUGCCCCGGAUAAACCCACAGUCACUGUCCUCGGAAGAAACGAGGUUCAUGUUUUAUGGAGCCCUCCUGAAAACCCCAUCGGGAAGAUAAACCGGUACGACUUGACGGUUAAUGGGAAAAACGUCUACUCAGGAACUGAUCUCAGUUAUACAGUGCGGCGUUUGAACCCGGAUACAGAAUAUGCAUUUGUUGUGAGCGCUCUCACCAACGAGGGGAGGUGUGAUAGUAAACCAACCAAGAAGAAGACGAGUAAAGAUGAAUAUGAUGAUGGUAAUCGACAACCUCUCUAUCCCCAACCAAAGAAAGAGAAGGAGUCUCCACCGAGACAGAAAUCGGCAAAACGCAGAAAAUCAAGUGUAUCAAAUUUAGCUGAGAAUAAAGAAUUGUUGCGGCGGAAUUCUGCUCAGGGAAAGUUCCUGUACAAUCAUCGACAGUCGAUAUCUGAAGAAGCAGAGAAGGUGGUGAAUAAAGCCGGACCGCGGCCACCAUCAUCAGGAGGUUCCAGUACCAGCCACCAGAGGCGAUCGAGUAUACCAAAGGAAGACAGAUCUGAGAGACUUGCAAGUGCCAAGUCAACCAAAUCGAUCUCAGAGUCCGUGACUCCUUCAACUAUCCAGCUGCCUCCACCGGUGCCGUCCCCACAUCACAUUGACUACACAGCUCCACAGUAUCCACCUCACCAGCGCCUCCACCCGUCAUUCCAGGAACCGUUGCAGCCGAUCCAGUUUAACAGGGAAGGAUCAUCCAUGACGGCUGCCCCUGGUAUUAUGUCAAUUAAGAUCUCAGUCAAAAACACUGGGAGUAGGAAAAAGACCUGUGUUACCAUCGGUGAUCGCACGACAGAAUCCUCUAAAUCUACUUCUCGAGUGAAAAAACGGAGUACCAGUGACAUAGAACUCACCCGAAGCAUGACAACACUCAACCUAGGUUUAAAAACACAACAAGGAAUUCAUCAUAAAAAGUACCUUGACCCCGUGACCGCUGAUUUAAAGAAUAAACGAAACGGUCAGAUCUUACAGCUGAAUCCAGACAUGGCUCAUAGGACGAAUACGUUUAUAGGCAGUCAUAGACCGAACUCAAAGAAGGGAUCUAAGAGCGACCGAAUCCCACCAAAACAACUCACACCCCCUGGUAUUCCAACACCUCCUCCUGGGUUGAACUGGCAGCCAAAGUUUCCUGCACCUCCCAUGACGUUUAACAACAACGCCAAGUUUGUGCCGAUGCAGUUCCGAACACAACCUGCCAAUUUACCCAGUACCCUGAGGCGGGAGCUCACAAGCGUUGGAGUCUAUGAUAAAGCACCUGGUCUGAAGAAAAUUGAUGCAGUGACUAGAAGUAAUACUCAAGCUGAUAUGAGUCGGUCUAACUAUGAGAGUGAACAGAGAUAUGCUGUCGGAAAUCAGAAAGUGACAUCGGGAAAACCGUCGUCUAGUGCUUCAUCGAGGAAACAUCCAAGCCAGCUGUAUACGUCGAAGACUCAAGGGAAUCUUUACGCUGAACGUCAGUUUCCGGCACAACCUGCUGCAAGUUCACAUCCACAGACAGCAAAUUUACAAAGUGCCAGAUAAUGACAGGCGUGGACUACGAACUGUGGCUUGCUUUGUGAUUGACUAUGAAAUUGACGAUAAAGUCACUGUGAUAAGGUUGGAGCUCAUGACUGUAAGGGGAAAAUGUCUUCACAGAAAAUGUGCUGCCAUACACUGCUGGUGCCAAAAUGCAGUCUGCAAAGGGCAAGAGGGGGUAGCCUAAUGGACUCAAAAUCUCGGACAUUAAUUUGUUAUCAGAAUAGGAGUUAUCAUGGCUAUGAUGUGAUAGGAUACAGUGUAAGAAGGCCUGGUGAAAUGUUUCAGUCUCCUUAGGGCUAAUGUCUUACCUAAGGUACGGUACGUUGUUAGAAAAUUAUGGAAAAAUCAAAAUUGUAGUAUAGUGUUUUAGUGUCUGUUCUAGUAGCAUGGAUAUACUAGUAGUUAUACAUGUAAAAUGAACGGUUACAAUGGAGAACAGAUGAAAUGUGAUGGUAAAGAGAUUGUCUUUAGCAUCCACUUUUGUCAAACUAGUAGGCCUAUUUGCUACAUGUACACGUUGUUGCUUUGACUUUUAUGGAAGAAUUGCUGGGUGGGACAAAUGUUUAUGGCAACUUGAGUCUUUGGCUGAGUAUGCUCCCUCAUCUAAUGUUUUUCCACAACUAUACCUUGCUAUAUUUCUAUAUGAACUGUGAUAACUAUUGUUCCACUCUGAUGGCAAACUAUAUGUACACUGUACACUGUUACACUGUACACUGUGCACUGUACUGUAAACUCGGCCUGAACACCGACUAAAGGGACAGGUGGUUGUUUUAUUCUUUCUUAUCGCUUCUUUUAUGUUCACUUUAUAUUUUUACAUCUUCUUUAUUCUAUACAUUGAUUUGAACCUCACAUUGUCACAUGUACACCAUAGGUGUAUGCUAGUUAAUGUAUGUAUAUUCAUGCACAGGUUUUAACCACUGCAUGUACAUGUAUGAUAGAUUCUAAAAUGCCUUGAUUAGUAGUGUAACACUGUUUACAGUGUAUGAAGCACUGUACCUCAUUCUGGUGACAGCUCCUAUGGUUUGGCUGCUACCAUUAUUGUACAGAAUUAAGG
Lineus longissimus is the source of this 4360-nucleotide messenger RNA. Its product is annotated as fibronectin type III domain-containing protein 1-like. The transcript is spliced from 20 exons. Gene Ontology annotation, cellular component: dendrite; plasma membrane. Gene Ontology annotation, molecular function: protein binding; transmembrane-ephrin receptor activity. The record is from RefSeq and is a predicted model, not a curated record. Gene Ontology annotation, biological process: axon guidance; ephrin receptor signaling pathway; protein phosphorylation. NCBI's taxonomy places the organism in Eukaryota, Metazoa, Nemertea, Pilidiophora, Heteronemertea, Lineidae. Bases 124 to 3309 code for a protein of 1061 amino acids.